AUGAGCCGGACCUUGACGAGCCGGCAGGCCGAAGAGCUGCACAAAUCCAUCAUCGCAUACCUCGCCGCCAAUAAUUUCCAGGAUAGCGUCACUGCUAUGAGGACAGAGCUCAACCUCGGAGAAGAAAUCUUUGAUCCUGCUACCGCUAAGAAGUAUGAGACGUUGCUGGAGAAGAAGUGGACUAGUGUUGUCCGGUUGCAGAAGAAGACCGAACUUGACAGCGCUACACCGACCUCCCUAUCCAACCGCAAGCAAGAUCCCGCCUCCUGGCUUCCAGCCGGACCACCGCGACACGUCCUCCAAUCGCACCGAACACCCAUUAACUGCGUUGCGUUCCAUCCCAUCUACUCAUCCAUCGCGUCUGGAGAUGAAGAUGCCAUCAUCAAGAUUUGGGAUUGGGAAUUUGGCGAGCUGGAACGAACGGUGAAGGGCCACACCAAAGCGGUUCUCGAUCUAGACUACGGUGGACCCAAGGGCCACACGCUGCUCGCAUCUUGCAGCUCGGAUCUGACUAUCAAGCUAUGGGACCCAUCCGACGAGUACAAGAAUAUCCGCACACUUCCUGGACACGACCACAGCGUGAGCGCCGUUCGGUUUAUUCCUUCAGGGGCCCCUGGAGCACCGCUUUCCGGUAAUCUACUCGCAAGCGCUAGCCGAGAUGUGACGGUGAGGAUAUGGGACGUCACCACAGGAUACUGUCUGAAGACGAUACGAGGACAUUCCGAUUGGAUUCGCGACGUGAGCCCAUCCCUAGAUGGAAAAUACCUUUUGUCGACCGGCAACGACCGAACGCUGCGACUAUGGGAUAUUUCAAUGAACACCCCAGAGACAAAGAUGGUCAUGAUUGGUCACGAGCAUUGUGUCGAGUGCUGCGCUUUUGCUCCCCCUACUUCUUAUCAGCAUCUCGCGACCAUGGCUGGAUUGAAGAAGGCUCCUCCAGCCAGCAGCACGGCCGAAUUCAUGGCGACAGGAUCCAGGGAUAAGACUAUCCGACUUUGGGACAGUCGCGGAACGUGCAUCAAGACGCUGAUCGGUCACGACAACUGGGUCCGGAGCUUGGUGUUCCAUCCGAGCGGCAAAUUCCUUUUGUCGGUAUCUGAUGACAAGACAAUUCGAUGCUGGGAUCUGAGCCAAGAAGGAAAAUGCGUCAAAACACUCGAGGGAAUGCAUGAACACUUUAUUACGAGCUUACGAUGGGCGCCCCCGAUCACCAAGGGCCCGGCCGACGAAGCCAACGGCGAGAUUGGGACACCGAAAAAGGCAGCAGCGGCACCUCUAGAUGUACAGAUCCGCUGUGUUAUCGCGACUGGAAGUGUUGAUACGUCAUUGAGGAUCUUCUCACGGUAAUUGGAUAUGCUUGGAGCCGUAAGCGGCAACGUGAGAGUAUUGGACACGAAAUAGGAGGGAGCUAGGGCACUGCUUCAACAGAUGGAGUCAGCUGGCCGGUAGCUGGACAUACAUGCAACGGGCACAUCUACGCCUCGUGCCGAUAAUGCUUUCAGGACGAUUCUGUCGACCUUGCGCAUCGCCUUUCAGAGAGGACGUCGCGCACGCCCUGAUAGCGGCAUUCCACCUGUUGGAAUUCCUGGACUGUCUCGGAAGCGUCGACACUUGGUCACAGGCCGAAAUCCUGUUCUUUGUUGCCUGGGUGAAGGACGACCCGGGCUUUUGGACAGGAUUCAAAGUCUAGAAGCUAUACUACAACACACAAACAUACACAUCAACACAAUCUUCUACAGACCAUCCGCCGUCACAUGCGUCCAGUGCUUGGGAAUUUUACGAAUGAUGUUAGAUACCCAGACGAAUGUUACGACAGUGAAAUUGAAGCGCUUGCUAUG
Fusarium vanettenii 77-13-4 is the source of this 1838-nucleotide messenger RNA. RefSeq lists its product as uncharacterized. The record is from RefSeq and is a predicted model, not a curated record. Bases 1 to 1347 code for a protein of 448 amino acids. Lineage: Eukaryota; Fungi; Ascomycota; Sordariomycetes; Hypocreales; Nectriaceae. The transcript has 3 exons. Gene Ontology annotation, molecular function: protein binding.